AUGGAUCCGUCGGUGCUGCUGAUGCUGUCCAACCUCCUGCACCUCCACAACCACCUGGAUCCCCUCCUGUCCGACUCCGCCACCCCCUCCUCAGCGAACCUCGCCGCCGCCGCUUCCUCCUCGCCAUCGUCUCUCUACUGCUCCUCCUCCCCGGCCCCUCUCCUCUUCCUUGCCAUUGCCUCCGUCCUCUCCUACGCCUCCUCCGCCGCCGGGGACCACGGCGGAAGCAACCGGCGCCGGCGCCGGCGCCGCCGAUCCUCCACCUCCCCGGGCGGCUCCUCCUCCUCGUCCCCUCCGCCGGCGAACCCCCCCGCUCCGACGGCGGCGCCGUCCUCCUCCGACGCCCCUCCGGGGCUGUCGGCCUUCCAGUCCCUCUCCUCCGACCGGAUCUGGUCCAUGGAUCCCGCCGCCCGCGACGUGCGGUGGCGCUCCCACUACGGCCUCUCCUAUCCGGUCUUCGCCACCCUGGUGGAGCACCUCGAGCCCCACCUGCGCGGAGGCGCCCUCCCCAUCCCCGCCGACUACGCCGUCUCCGUCGCCCUCACCCGCCUCUCCCGGGGCCUCUCCCCUCGCUCCCUGGCCCGUCACCACCAGCUCCCCCCAACCCUAAUCUCCAAGGUCACCAACGCUGUUACUCGCCUCCUCUCCACCAAGCUCUACCCUGACUACGUCCGCAUCCCCUCCGGCCACCGCCUCCUCCAGACCAUCCAGUCCUUCCGCGACCUCACCUCCCUCCCCAACCUCUGCGGCGCCCUCGACGGCUCCCCCAUCAAGCUCCGCCGCCGCCCCCCUUCCCCUCCUUCCCCUCACAGCGGCGGUGGUGAUUCCGCCGCCGCCGCCGGCGGAGAUGACGACGACGCCUACCAGUGCCGACACGGGUACCCCGCCGUGCUCCUCCAGGUGGUCGCCGACGCGAGGAAGAUCUUCUGGGACGUCUGCGUCAAGGCCCCCGGGUCCUCCGACGACGCCUCCCACUUCCGGGACAGCCUCCUCUACCGCCGCCUCACCGCCGGCGAGAUCCUGCGCGACGCCGCAGCCGUCCCCGUCCGGGGGCACCAACUGCGGCCCUACGUCGUCGGCGACUGGGCCUACCCUCUGAUGUCCUUCCUCCUCACCCCCUUCACCUCCGACGGGAACGGCUCGCCAGCACAGAACGCCUUCGACGCCGCCGUCAUGAAGGGCCGCGCUGCCUCCGUGGAGGCGGCGCUGGGUCUGCUCAAGGGCCGGUGGCGCAUCCUCAGGGACCUCAACGUGGGCAUCGACCACGCUGCGCAAACCGUGGUCGCCUGCUGCGUGCUCCACAACAUGUGCCAGAUCGCCGGAGAACCAGAGGACGAGGACGUCUACAUGUGGAGGGACCCCAAGGAGAGCGCACCGGCGGCGAGGGCUCUGGACAGCGAGAGGGCGCUCUUCUACUCCGGCGAGAGCCUCAGGCAGGCCAUCGCCGACGACCUCUACGAGAGGCAGCAGAGGCUCUCCGGUGGCGCCCCCGCCCCCGCCCCUGCUUCGAGGUAG
Molecule: messenger RNA, 1515 nt
Organism: Spirodela intermedia
Lineage: Eukaryota; Viridiplantae; Streptophyta; Magnoliopsida; Alismatales; Araceae
Source: the annotation of a GenBank genome assembly